GGCUGAGAUCCAACACUUGGAGGGAGCCUUGAAAUCAAGUUUAAUUCAGGAGCUUCGUUUAUUGUAUGAAUAUACAGGCCUUUCGGCUUUUCAGUGUUGCUCUCCUAAAACUUUCUUCUUGCGGAGUUGGUAGCGAUGGCGCCUUGUCGCUGCAUGCACAUCCCUACGUGUCUAAAGUCCAGAUGAAUUUGUUUAACUGCGCUUUUUUUCCUGCAGGAGGUGGGGCUUUUGGUUACUGAUUUUCGUGCCUAACUUCAUCGCCUCCUUUACAAAAGCAUACGGCACACUUCGUCGUCGUAUCCAGCGUAGCUGGAGUACUCUCCAGGGGGCUGUCAUAGCUUUAAAUGUGCAAACAUUAUUGAACACUUUAUAGAGGAUAGUAUGUCUGUUGUUUUCUCGUAACUGCGUGCUUUUUGUGUCGACAGCCCUGCCGAUUUUCUGAACUGAAAUUCAAGUGAAUAGCAAUAGACUAAAGAGCAAAAGUUUUGAACUACAGCGUCGACAUGAAUCCGAUUAACUUGGAUACCUACAGUCUUUCCCUGCUUACGGCCAAGGAAGACAUUCUCAACCCCCGAUCAUCAACCAGCUGGGCAUUGUUUACAUACGAUGGGGUCACCAACAACCUCAAACUGUCCGACUCAGGAGCUGGCAGUGUGUCAGAAUUGGCAGGGAAGUUUCAGGAGAGUCGUCCACUGUACGGACUGUGCCGGAUCGAAGCCAAACCGUCCGUACCCCGUAUAGUGAUGAUCACCUGGGUGGGUGAGGGUGUGGAUGAAUGUCGCAGGACAGAAUGUGUUAGUCACGUUCCUGCCAUCAAGGCAUUUUUCAAGGAAGCUCAUGCGUUUGUCAGUGCGACCAAACCAGAGGAUGUGACAGAGGAGAAAAUCUGUGAGGCUGCCAGCAACAUCAGCGCUCCAGCAGAGCGCGUUAAGCGAAACCCCAGGAUCACGGACAAGGAGGAGCUCGUGGGCACUAACUAUAGAAAAACAAAUGCUGCAAUGGAGAUACGAAGGAUCAACAGAGACUCUUUUUGGGCACGUGCAGAACGAGAAGAAGAAGAGAGAAAGGAGGACGAGCGUCGGAGGGCAUCAGAAGACCGGCGUCGCUGGGAGAGGGAGAGAAUCCUGCAGGAGCGCAGGGAGGCAGAGGAGAGGGACAGGAAGAUGGAGGAGAAAUUACAGAUGAUAGAGGAGCAGAGGAAAAUGCAAGGAAAACUGGAGACAGAGAUUCGAAAGCAGGAGAAGACCAGAUGGGAGCAGCAACAGAGAGAGCAUGAGGAAGACAUGAGAGUACGCUUCAGACGCAGUGAAUCCAUCGAAAAGGCUGCGGAGGCAGCGGUGCUUGUUUCUCAGCGCUCCAUGAACCCUCGAGAAUUUUUCAGACAGCUCUCUUCAUCGUCUUCUGGUAUCCCACCAAGCCCUGACUCCCCCCGUACAGCCAAGCCUCCUUUCCGUCGUUACCAGCGCAGCCUCACUGAUACAGCUUUUAUCUUUGGGAAGUCAGAUUCCUCGUUGCCCUCUUCCCCCCGCAGCCCUAAUGCGUUCUCUCCAUUCAGCCGUACUCCGAAAUCCCCCUUCAACCAACCCAUGUCACCCACAAGCCCAAGCCAGCCAGAUACCAGCUUCCGUCCCAUAAACUCUCCUCCACAACGCCGUGCCCCUCUGUUGUCCCCGCCCAUCUCCCCUCAACGCUCAUGCCCGACUUCCAGUCUCCCCAGCCUUCCUGCUUCUAAAACUGUCACGUCCCAGUCCCCAUUACCACAUUCCCCAGUCUUGGUCAAAGCUGAAGACUCAGGGCAGCCUUCUGGAGUACCGUCAUCACCCAGUUUCUCCACCUCCUCUGCCCGGCCUUCGGCACCAUCAGCCUCACCAGACCUUCUUACCAGCUUGUAUCGGUCUCAUCCUGAUCCUUGCUCUACUCCAGGAUCUCUGGGUGCCAUAGCUCUGGCCGAGGAUCAAAAUGAUUCCCCCCCAAUGGCCAUCCACUUGCAUCCAGAAGUGAUGCAUACAGCCUACAGAACACUGACUGACCUAGAAGCAGAAACAGAUUCAGACAUGGCAGCAAAGGACAACAUGCACAUCACACCAAUGACCAAGGAAGAUACGGAAGGGGAAGCUGGUUCCUUGGAACUAGAGGCAUCCAUGGAACUUAAUGAUUUGUUGGAGAAUCAUACCUAUGCUUUAGAAAAUGAAGAGAGUGUCUCUUCAGGCAUCUCUUUACUCACAAACCUGGAAUCGACAGCAGUCAACAUGCAAGAAGACUCUAAUAUGGAAGAGAAAACCAGCCUUAUACAGGAUCCUGUAUACAACAGCACAGAAUCCAGGCAGCGUGUGGAAUAUCUGGUCCCUGCUUUGGACGUCACACCCAGAGAGGCUUCUGAGACAGAAACCAAGCUAUUAGAAGAACAGAGCUGGACAGAGCCGAUAAAGAUUGGAGGGGAGAGGGUAGAAGAUGAAGAGAUGAUUCAAACUGCUACGGUAAUGCAUCUUUCCACCAUAUCUGAGGAGCCAGUCUAUUUUGAGCGAAGAGAGGUGGAGGAAGAGCAUGAGGCUGUCCAUGAUCCACAACUGGAACCCAUCAUACCAGAAGAGAUUAUGGGUGCAGAUGAUGCUCGGCUGACCAUGCUGCAGGAAGUUGAAGUCCUGCAAGCUAAAGGAAUGACUGAUGAAAAUUGGGGCCAAACAGAAAAUGGGUUAACAGAAGAAGACGAUGGCACAGACCUAUCCCUCAGUCCAACUGGAAUGGAGAAAAAUUUGCAUGAAAUUUCCCAGGAAUUAGAAAUGAUUUCCUAUGCCAUAAGGCGUGACGGGAGCGAAGAUGAUUCCACAGAGGAGAUGAUUGAGUAUGAAAAGUCCUCACCACAUGGACAAAUGUGCGUGCGGGCACUCUAUGACUAUCAAGCAGAGGAUGAAACAGAGCUUUCUCUGGAGCCUGGUGACAUCAUCAGUGCCGUCGAAACUGUGGACAAGUCCUGGUGGAGGGGAUGCAGCAAAGAUGGCCGCCAGGGGCUCUUCCCCGCCAACUAUGUGGAGACCAUCUAAGGACCGGUCAACAUCUGCAGAGACAGCCAUACAGACAGACAUGUAUAAGCACAUUUUCCCAUACAAAUGUGCACGUUCCCUCAGGGAUUGGGAAUUUUAUUGCGGUAGCAUGUGUAGCACUGUGGUUGUGUUCCAGUGAUAACAACAGCACAAGAGUAAUUUGUCUAGAGCCCUACAAAAUGUUUGUUUCAGAAAGUAAGCCAGAAGUCUCAUCAACCAAAAUCUAUAAGGCUCUCUGAAAACAUAAAAACCUGUUGUAAGGAGAAUUAGGAAAAUGCACCCAGUUUCUUAUUACAUGAGACCUGCAAGGAUGAUUCCUUUUUCAGUAGUGUUGUACUUUCAUUUAUCAUUAUAAACAAUCAGUAGUUAAUCCCUUGCUUAGUACGCUAACACUAGAGUCUAAAGACCAGGACUCCAUCUCACAAAAAUAAGCAAUGUUGCAAGUUCUCACUACUGGAAAUAUCAUUACCAUGAGGAAUAUGUGAUACUGGGUCAUUACUGGUUUCCUGUCUUGAAUUGAGCGAUGUUUCUAAAGAAGAACAUGCGAUCUUAACACUGUGCUGUAGUACUGGGUCUAAGAUCUUGGCAGUUUUAAUCUACUUGACUUGCAGGGUAUUAAAGUCAUUCAUGCAUAGAAAAUACAUAUUUUGCUUUUGUUAUAAUAACCUGAACUACUUUAAGGAAUUAAUGCACAUUCAUUUUAGACUUCAUGAUACAUUCCAUUGGCAAGAAAGAUUUAUUUCCGAUGUUCUCUUGUAUGAUGUUUUUUGUUCCAUUUAUCCUUUGAUGGUUUUUCCUUUUUGUUUUUUCCCUCUUUUUCUUCAUUGUUAGGGCCAUUUAAAAAAAAAAUUUGUAAUUCUUUGACUGUUCUGCCUGAAAAUGUAAAUCUAUUUCUCAGAUGUAGAUAAGAAUUUUGCUCAUACAAGAAUCAAACACAUUCCCUUAAAGCACUAUAUUAAAUUAGGCUUAACUUUGCCUAAUGUUACAGUAUAGCACAUUUAGACCCAAACGUAUAACUUUAUAAAAACCCACUGUAUGACAGUGUGCUUAAUCCUUUUGGUUUUUAUUCUGUAUUUGUAUAUGCUCUGUGACUACAAUUCAAAUGGUAUUCAACAGAGAUACUACGUUUAGUAGUAAACUUUUCCAGUUACACAAUAUGGUGAAAAGUAUGUGGACACCAGCUUGUCCUUAAGCUGUCUGAUAGAAAAAAUAAAAAAAAAAACAGUUGUAAGGAGAAUGAAGAGAAAACACCAAGUUUCUUAUUAUAUAAGACCUGCACGGAUGAUUCCAUUUUCAGUAGUGUUGAACUUUCAUUUAUCAUUAAAAACAAUCAGUAGUUAAUUCUUUGUUUAGUACACUGAAGACCAAGAUCCCACCUGUACACUUCUGGGAAGGCUUUCCAUUAGUUUUUGAAAUUUUGCUGGCGGGAUUUGCUGCCAUGGAGGUUGGGUUAUAUGGUCCCUUUCUGCGAGUUUGUGUGGGAACCACUUUGCAAUUGAACUUGCUGUGACAGGUUUUUGACCUUCACAAUCACUUCACUUGCGAUUGAUCAGGACAGAUCUAUUGGAGCAGAAAUGUGGCAAACUGACGUUGGAAAGAUGGCAUCUGAUGAUGGUGCCAUGUGGAAAUUCACUAUGUACAACUACCCAUUAUGCUGCUAAUCUUUGUUGCCAGAGGUUGCAUAAAUGUGUGCUUAAUUAUGCAUCUGUGGUAGUGCUGGGUGUGGUUAAUUAGACCAUUCCUCUAAUUAAUAGGGGUGUCCACAUACUUUUGACCAUACAGUGUAUAAAUCUAAAUAAAAAAAAAACAUUAAGGCAAGAUAAGAUCACUUCUAAUAACUUAAUGCAGUAACAUGGUUUAUGACUAAUUGAUGCACUGCAAUACACAUUUUCAGCUAAUAUGGUUGUAGAUUUAACAUUAUAUAUUGCUAAUGUUUUGUCGGAUUUCAGCAUUAUGGGUCUCCUGUAUUUUAAUGAAGUAAAUGGAAUUAUUAUGGGUUGCUUUAAAGAUAUGGAUGUUAUAUUCUCAUCAGUAGACUUUGUCACUAGAAUGAGGCACAAAAGUAACACCAUGUUCUCGUUUUAUUUGCUCGUCGAAUCUCAUAUUGUACCUCCCAAAAUAUUUCAUAGAUGUACCAUUGUAACAGUAAAAUCAAAUUCAGUACAGCUCAUUAUUCAUCAUACUCUUGUAAGUUCCAGUAUAUCAUUUACGUUUUUUUUUUGUCAAAAAAUGUAAAAAGUGAACAGGUGCCUUCCAUUUUCCUUUGGUGGCCGAUGAUUUAUACUGUGAAUCUCUUUAAUGUGUUGUCACCCUCAGCCCAUGAACCCGCACAAUUCCCCCAUUCACUUUCAUGCAGCAAAUAAUAUCCAUAGUAUUUCAUUAUUUUUUUGAGAAAAUGUACACUUGAUAUUCUAGCAAAAAUAUGCUAAUAAUACCACCUUCUUGGUUCUCAUCCAAUUUUGAGAUGCUUGCCAGCUCUAGGAAUCCUUGCGGGUUCCUCAGUAAUAAAUGCUAGCAAUUAUACGCAACCUUUCCUUCUUUUGCAGACAACAUUAUUAUACAUAAAUUCAUCAUAUUCUUAUUCUGUGCUGAAAUCGAUUGAUUACAAUCAACACUCAAUUUAGUAAGAGCUGAGAAGUACCUUGAGUGAUAAAAUAAAAAAAAAUAGUAAAAAAUAGUUUUUUUUACUUUAUAGUGAUUACGUUUCAAAGAUGUUUUCUACUACAUUUAUGGAUACCAGUACGGUACAUCUUGAAAUUGAACAACAUGUAGAUAAAAAUUUGCAGAAUCUCAACACUGUAAACUUUUUCUUUUCUCCAAACCAUUUACUUCACUGCUCUUACAUAAAAUGUGUUGUUUUCUUGAUAAUGUGUGAAACGAACACAAAAUAAACUGUUGUAUAGCGAUUCAGCGUCUCCAGCUAUAAAUGAUUACUGGUACUUUCAUUGAUAAUCCACUGUAAAAUCAACCACUAUUUCACAGUGCCCAUAUCUGGAUAAUGAGUAACACAUUUGGGUAAUCAGUGAAGUGAAAUUUUGAGCUUCAAUACAUGUUGACAAUGUAUAUUAGUACAUUUAAUUGCAACAUGCUUACAA
This is a messenger RNA of Paramormyrops kingsleyae, 6136 nucleotides long. RefSeq lists its product as uncharacterized. Gene Ontology annotation, molecular function: actin filament binding. Gene Ontology annotation, biological process: postsynaptic actin cytoskeleton organization; neuron projection morphogenesis; regulation of actin filament polymerization. NCBI's taxonomy places the organism in Eukaryota, Metazoa, Chordata, Actinopteri, Osteoglossiformes, Mormyridae. Gene Ontology annotation, cellular component: dendrite; cortical actin cytoskeleton; lamellipodium. The record is from RefSeq and is a predicted model, not a curated record.